This is a messenger RNA of Oncorhynchus mykiss (rainbow trout), 1179 nucleotides long. Its product is annotated as gamma-crystallin M2-like. Gene Ontology annotation, biological process: visual perception; lens development in camera-type eye. Gene Ontology annotation, molecular function: structural constituent of eye lens. NCBI's taxonomy places the organism in Eukaryota, Metazoa, Chordata, Actinopteri, Salmoniformes, Salmonidae. The record is from RefSeq and is a predicted model, not a curated record.
AUGGGGAAGAUUGUAUUCUUUGAGGAUAAGAAUUUCCAAGGUGGUAGUUAUGAAUGCAGCAGUGACAGCCCAGACCUGCACUCCUUCUUCAGCCGCUGUAACUCUAUCAGGGUGGAGAGCGGCUGCUGGGUUCUGUACGAGCGCCCCAGCUAUGCAGGCUACCAGUACAUCCUGACCCCUGGGGAGUACCCUGACCACCAGCAGUGGAUGGGCUUCAACGACAGCAUCAGAUCCUGUCGAUCUAUCAAAAACGUCUAUGGAAAUUCCUACAAGAUCAGAUACUAUGACAGGCCAGAUUUUGCUGGCCAUAUGGCAGAGUGGAGUGAGGACUGCCCAUUGGUCCACGAAGCAUUCAAGUUCCAUGAGUUCCACUCUGCUGUGGUGAUGGACGGUGCCUGGGCAUUCUACGAGCUGCCCAACUACAGGGGGCGCCAGUACUUCCUGGAGCGUAAAGAGUACCAUAACUUCACGGACUGGGGCGCCACCUCCCCUGUCGUGGGCUCCUUCCGCAAGAUCACAGAGUUCUAGAACCUUACAACCUCUAGAGUUCUAGAGCCCUACGAUGACCUCUUUCCCAGAAACCUCUCUGCAGUGCCUUAUGACACCCACCUCUGUGUGAGAGUGUUGCAGUCUAACAAAUAAAACUCUGUCUGAUUCCCACAUACCCCAUUGUCUUCAUUAAUUUGACAUGAGAAUCACCGGGCACAAGUACUGCAUGUCAACACCAGUAGAUCUACUCACACUGUUUAUUUAGUCGUCUUUGCAACCAUAUCAACAACACUAAAAUAGAAUGUAACAGAAUACAAUACAAUCCUGUAUUGCCUUCCAAGGAACAAAGUCUUUACACAAUCCUAUAGAAGAAACCCAUACAAAUGAACACACAAACAGUUUGUAACACGGUACAGUGUCACACAAUAAAAAGCCAGUUAAACAUGUACAGUCUAAGGGGCAGCGUUACAUUCCGUAAAGACAACCCUAGAUGUCAUCGCUCAACAGAAAAGGGAACUAACAAAGUAGUCUUUGACAACCAAAUCAAAACAGAAAGUGUUUCAGACGGGUUCUGAAAGAAACCCAUGAGGGUGUCCACUGAAUGUUGGCAAAGCAACUAGAAAGGGACCUAAAAGACAACCCCUAUGGAUGGCCACUUGAAUUCCUCAUAAAUUCCUCAUAAAAGACAAA